AUGGACAUCUUCCGAACACUAGCGGGCGGAGGAGCCCGUUUCGACAAGAAGCGUUUUCAAGACGAUCUAAAGAUCUUCGGUGGAGCUUCUGAUCCCCAAGCCUCCUCUUCAUCCACCGCCUCCGCCAAAGCGUCGAGCAAAUGUAAACGCAAACGCAGCACUGCAAACUCAUCCACUUGUUCAACACCCACAGCUUCGAAUGGAGGAACAUCAAAAGUGAUCCUACCUGACCGCCUGGACUUUUUUGGAUCAGCAGCAAAAGCCAAAUCGACAACUUCGGCGGUUGAGAAACAGAACAAGGAUUCAAAACGUCGUGCUUCCUCCCCUGACUCCAAAGCCGACUCUGCCGACGAAAGCGAAGAAGAGGAAGAGCGGGAGGACAAACAACCAGUUACAAAAUCCUCUCUAAGCAGCUUUUUGAAGAAGAACAAGAUCAAAGUUAAAGGCACCGAUGUACCCCUCCCCAUGGCUUCCUGGGGUGAGCUAGAAUCUCGAUUCAACGUUCAACCCUGGCUCCGAACCAACCUGGAGAAGUACGGAUGGGGAAUCCCUACAGCAAUCCAGAAAGGAGCCAUGCCAGUGCUCCUCUCUAAUCGAGACCUGUUGGCAGGCGCACCAACAGGAUCCGGUAAAACCCUAGCAUUCCUUCUUCCGCUGCUACACCAUCUUCGAUCGCCUAACAAAUCAGAACAUUUCCGCGCCGUCAUCGUCUCCCCCACUCGAGAGCUCGCACAGCAGAUAUACGAGCAACUACGACGUCUUUCCGAAGCUCAAAACUUCCGUAUUUGCGUCCUCACCAAAAUCGCAGACAUUAAUGCCCACGUUUCGGACCCGAGCAAGCGAAAGAAGUUUGACAUCCUCAUCACUACACCUCUGCGAUUAGUUCAUGCGGUGGAAAAAGAAGAGGUCGAUCUCAGCAAUGUUCGACACCUGGUGUUGGAUGAAGCAGAUCGACUGCUGGAAGAUGGCUUCUUGGAGCAAACGGAUUCCAUUCUAGCUGCUUGUUCCCAUCCGCAUCUUCGUAAGGCUUUGUUCUCAGCUACCUUACCAGCCGCGGUGGAGGAAAUGGCCAAGACGUUUAUGAUAGAUGAAUGUCGAGUUAUUGUAGGAACAAAAGAUUCAGCAACCGAAACCAUCAAGCAAGAACUUCAAUUCGUAGGUUCUGAAGAUGGCAAACUUCACGCCCUGCGCUCUCUGAUUCAGGAAGGAGGUUUAAAACCACCCGUAUUGCUCUUCGUACAGAGUAUCCAACGCGCUAAAGACCUCUUUCACGAACUCGUAUACGACGGACUGCACCUAGACGUUAUUCACUCUGAACGGCCUAAAGUGCAACGAGAAGGGGUCAUGUCCGCCUUCAAGCGCGGAGACCUAUGGGUACUCAUUUGCACAGAGUUGAUGGCUCGAGGUAUAGAUUUCAAAGGAGUCCAACUGGUUAUAAACUAUGACUUUCCACAAUCGGUGCAAUCCUACAUUCAUAGAAUCGGAAGAACGGGUAGAGCGGGUAGAGAGGGUAGAGCGAUAACCUAUUUUACAAAAGAAGACGCAGCGCAUCUAAAAACGGUGGUGAAUGUUAUGCGACAAAGUGGAUGCGAGGUGCCGGAAUGGAUGUUGACAUUGAAAGGUCCCGGGAAGAAGGGCAGGAAGACGUUGAAACAGAGAGCGCCGGAGAGGAAAGAUAUUAGAACUAGUGCCGCGAGUAGUGUGGGAAGGAGAGAGGCGAAUAAGAGGAGAGAGAUGGUGGCUGCUAGUAAGAGGAGGAAGACGCAAGAUGGGGAUAAGUGA
Ustilago hordei is the source of this 1782-nucleotide messenger RNA. Its product is annotated as putative ROK1 - ATP-dependent RNA helicase. Lineage: Eukaryota; Fungi; Basidiomycota; Ustilaginomycetes; Ustilaginales; Ustilaginaceae. The coding region runs from base 1 to 1782 and encodes 593 amino acids. Gene Ontology annotation, molecular function: ATP binding; nucleic acid binding; RNA helicase activity. The record is from RefSeq and is a predicted model, not a curated record. Gene Ontology annotation, biological process: maturation of SSU-rRNA. The transcript has a single exon.